CUUGCGAUUUGUUUCAAAAUUCUAAGUUAUCUAAUUUUUGCAAAAAUUUAGUUUGUUGGAAGAACUUUGCAAUUUAUUAUCAUCAACCAAAAAUAUCUCGAAAAUUGAAUAUCUAUUGAGUAAUAAAUUUAAUUACUGAUGAUAAUUUUAUCACCGCAAAAUGGAGUUAUCGAAAUAUGAAUGAUGAAGAAUGAAAUAAAAAAAAGCAUGCGCAAGUUCUGAACUUUUGAACUUUUAAAUUUCAAUGCAGUGGAAAAGAGGAGAGGAUUCAAUUCAGUAGUGAACAGUAUUCUUUAGUAUCUCAUAAUGAUCUCCAACAAAAUUUUGAAUAUAUGCCAGCAGGUGUCUAGAAGGAAUAACAUUCCAGUAACGCAAUUAUUUAGACAAUUUUCAAAUCAUCCAAAUUUUAAAACUGAGGUCUGUUCAACAUUGGAUUCCAUGAAUCGAUUACCCCUUACUGAACUAACAGAAAAUGAAGUUGUCAUGAAAGAAACUGUACAGAAAUUGUCUAAGGAGCAGAUUGGACCUUAUGUUCGAGAAAUGGAAGAAAAAGGAAGAUUCAAUGAUUCUGUUAUGGAAAUGUUAUUCCAAAAUGGGUUGCUUGGUAUUGAAAUAGAAGAAUGUUAUGGUGGGGCAGGUUGCAAUUUCAUGACAACAAUUCUAACUGUUGAGGAAAUAUCUAAAGUUGAUCCCUCCGUUUCUGCUUUAGUGGAUAUACACAACACCCUAGUCAAUUCAAUAUUGAUCAAGCUGGGUACACCAGAACAAAAACAGAAUUACUUGCCUAAAUUGGCUCAAAAUAUGGUUGGUAGUUUUGCAAUAACUGAACCUUCCUCAGGAUCAGAUGCUUUUGCAUUAAAAACAACUGCAAAAAAAGAUGGUUCUGAUUAUAUUAUAAAUGGAUCAAAAAUGUGGAUAUCCAACGCCGAUUUUGCUGGACUUUUCGUAUUGUUUGCUAAUGCAAAUCCAAUUGCAGGAUACAAAGGCAUUACUUGUUUCCUUGUAGACCGGAACUUACCAGGAGUCUCUGUUGGAAAACCAGAAAAAAAACUAGGAAUCUGCGCAUCUGGAACUUGUAUGGUUUCUUUCGAUAAUGUUCGAGUACCCGAAAGUGCAAUUUUGGGAGAAUUAGGGCAAGGGUACAAAUACGCAGCAGGAUUUCUGAAUGAAAGCCGUAUUGGCAUUGCUGCUCAGCAACUUGGAUUAGCACAAGGUUGCCUUGAUGCCACCAUCCCAUAUACUUUAGAAAGAAAGCAGUUUGGUCAACCAAUAUUUGAAUUUCAAUCCAUGCAACAUCAAAUAGCUCGAAUUGCUACCCAAAUCGAGAGUGCCAGACUGUUGGUAUACAAUGCAUCUCGUAUGGUGGAAGCUAAACUACCCUUUGCCAAGCAGGCAGCAAUGGCCAAAUUUUACGCUUCGGAGGUAGCUCAGGAGACCUGUCUGAAAUGUAUAGACUGGAUGGGAGGUGUAGGUUUCAGUAAAGAUUAUAUUCAAGAAAAAUUUUAUAGAGAUUGUAAGAUAGGUAGUAUAUAUGAGGGAACUACAAAUAUGCAGUUGAAUACCAUAGCUAAACAUAUCAAAAAAGAAUAUCAAAAUUAGUUUGGUGCUGUGUAAUUUUUUUUUUCAAUUUGUUUUCUAUAGAUUCAUUUUUAUAUUUAAUUAAUGGAUAUUAUUUUAUAAUUAUUUUUAUAUGAUCUUUAUAGCUUUAUAAAAAAUGACAAAUAUCGCAAAGACUUGGAGCUAUGCCAUUCCAUAACUAAAAAUCAAGCUGUGGUGUUUUUAAAGACUUGCUUUUAUAUGUUAUUUUGACUUUAUUUUUAUACAACUGAGUUAAUAAUUUGAUAUGAACUAUGCUUUAAAAUUCAAUAAAGAAUAUUCUAUAUAUUGUCACACAAAUUUUGUAUACUUGAGUAUAGAAAUUUCAGUUUCUAACAAGUGUAAGAGACUUCAAAUUCAAAGUUGAUUCAGAAACUCCCUGAUUAAAUCAUAAACAGCAAUUGAGUACUGAAAAUGCUAGGAAUAUUGAAGUUGUUUACUGUUUUUGUGAGCUCUACUAUUUUAUUUUUUUAUUGACUGACUUGUUAGCUAUGGGUUUUUCCAUUUUAUUGAAUUUAAUAUUUUUCUUCAAUCUCAAAGAUCAUAAUUUAUUCUAACAAUUUUGUUUCGAUAUUCAAUAAAAUACUGAAUUUA
Harmonia axyridis is the source of this 2190-nucleotide messenger RNA. Its product is annotated as short/branched chain specific acyl-CoA dehydrogenase, mitochondrial. Gene Ontology annotation, molecular function: flavin adenine dinucleotide binding; acyl-CoA dehydrogenase activity. Gene Ontology annotation, cellular component: mitochondrion. NCBI's taxonomy places the organism in Eukaryota, Metazoa, Arthropoda, Insecta, Coleoptera, Coccinellidae. The record is from RefSeq and is a predicted model, not a curated record. The transcript is spliced from 8 exons. Bases 307 to 1599 code for a protein of 430 amino acids.